This is a messenger RNA of Diospyros lotus (date-plum), 567 nucleotides long. RefSeq lists its product as uncharacterized. The record is from RefSeq and is a predicted model, not a curated record. The transcript is spliced from 2 exons. NCBI's taxonomy places the organism in Eukaryota, Viridiplantae, Streptophyta, Magnoliopsida, Ericales, Ebenaceae. Bases 133 to 552 code for a protein of 139 amino acids.
CCAGUCGGUAGCACCAUGUUUUGGUACGACCACCUCCUCCAUGCUCCACGCAUGAAGCGCCUCCCCUCUCAAUUCUAACGAUCACUUGGUUUCUUGUCUAAGCCCCUCUCAAUUUCACGCUUCUUCGACUCCAUGGCGACUCACAGGCUCGCCGUGAUCAUUGAGAACCCUUCCGACGAUGGCGAAUUCCUGCUCGUAAAGCAAUCUCCGCCGCCGAAGUUCGGCGAGGAAGAGUACGACUCUUACGUCGAUUCCGACCUCUGGGACUUGCCUACGGCGGAGUUGAGUUCACUGGAAGGAGAGCAUGGGUCAAGAAUUGUCGUCGAAGGUGAGGAAUCGUGCUCGGAGAAGCUUGACUUGAGUAAACUUGAUCUCAAUUUGGCUAUCGACCAGGUUUUGCAACGAGCGGGUUUCGGGACGCCCGGUGGGGUUCAGUGGAAGCUCUGGAAGUAUGUGAAGGAACCUGAAUUUGGGCCCGGACUCCCUGUUCUGACAGUGUAUAUAAUUGGAAAGUUAGGACCUGAAAAUGGAGUUUUACCAGGUUUUCUUUGAUUUUUUUUUUCUUCG